Messenger RNA from Raphanus sativus (radish), 1080 nucleotides. RefSeq names its product probable pectinesterase 56. The record is from RefSeq and is a predicted model, not a curated record. Gene Ontology annotation, biological process: cell wall modification. Lineage: Eukaryota; Viridiplantae; Streptophyta; Magnoliopsida; Brassicales; Brassicaceae. The transcript has 3 exons. Gene Ontology annotation, molecular function: pectinesterase inhibitor activity; pectinesterase activity. Bases 1 to 1080 code for a protein of 359 amino acids.
AUGUAUUUUCCAAGCCCAAAAUUCUCCAUCUUUCUCGUACUGAUCACAUUCACAAGUUUAGCUUUGGCGGUUGAUGAAUUGCCUUCAUGGAUGGACAAGAAUUUCCUCAACAAUUACGAGGUGCUCAAGAGCAACGCUGAUCUCGUUGUUGCAAAGGACGGUUCAGGUGACUUUCUGACAAUUAAGGAGGCGAUUGCAACAGCUCCCGAGAAGAGCCCCAAGCAAUUUGUUAUCUACAUAAAAGCAGGAGUAUACUCAGAGAUAAUAGAGAUUGGGGUUACAAAAACGCAUAUCACCUUAGUAGGAGAUGGCAGAGACUCGACCAUACUCACGGGAAGUCUUAACCAAAAAGACGGUGUUAAAACAUUCUUAUCUGCCACACUUGCCGUCGAUGGGGACGAUUUCAGGGCGCAAGAUCUCUGUGUUAAGAACACAGCCGGACCCGCAAAGGAGCAAGCGGUGGCUCUACGCGUGAGUGCUGAGAGAGUGGUCAUAUACCGGUGUAGGAUUGACGCUUAUCAAGACACCUUGUAUGCUUACAAGGGAAAGCAGUACUACCGCGAUACCUAUAUCACAGGAACAGUAGAUUUUAUCUUUGGACACGGACAAGCCGUAUUUCAGUACUGUGAGAUCGUAGCACGUAAGCCGAUUGGAGGACAGGCGAACAUGAUUACGGCACAAAACCGCGGCAACCAAGACCAAAAAUCGGCGUUCACAAUUCAGAGAUGCAACAUAACAGCAAGUGCCGAUCUUAUUCCUUUCAAGACAACAGUGAAGACCUAUUUGGGUCGUCCGUGGGGAGUUAUGGCGACUGUAGUUAUUAUGGAAUCAUUCAUCGACGAUCAUAUCGACCCUGCUGGAUGGUAUCCAUGGAAUGAAGACAAAGAGCGCCUCUCUACUCUAUACUACGGGGAGUAUAAUAACUAUGGCCCAAGAGCAAAUACAAGUCAACGUGUGAAGUGGAAAGGAUUUAGGGCAAUACAAGAUCCCAAGGAAGCUGCACGGUUUACAGUUGGUCAAUUGAUAGAUGGGGAGUUGUGGCUGAAUUCUACUGGAGUUCCGUAUGAAAGCGGUCUCUGA